AAGGAGGAGACUCGAACUAGGGCUCUCUCUCUCUCUUGCUUACAAGUUUCGAGUACAACACACACACACUCUCUCUCUCUCUCUCUCUCAUCCGCUUGUACAAACCCCGGCCGGGAUUCGAUCUCGCCAUCUCCUCACCACUACGACUUACAAAUACAGAAGACGUCGAUUUUCCCUCUCGAUUUUCUUCGCGCCUUAACCGUACCAACGGCUUUUCGUCACGCUAAAACAAUUUCCGACAAUGGCGUCGCGUUUUCAGGCCGCCGCGCUCGUGGCUUCUCCGUCGCAUCCCAAUGCCGUCGCGUGGUCCGACGAGAACUUGGUCGCUGUAGCUUCUGGGCAUAUCGUCACGAUUCUGAAUCCGGCUACGCCUUUUGGACCUCGAGGCCUGAUUACUAUCUCACCCAGCAAACCUUUUCCGAUUGGCGUCGUUGAAAGGAAAGAUUUGCUCUCGGGCUGCUUGUUGCCGACAUGUUUAUCACGUGACCCCCGUCCUUGUGUUCGUUCAAUUUCCUGGUCCCCAGUUGGAUUUGCUCCGAACUCAGGGUGCCUGCUUGCUGUUUGCACCACAGAAGGUCGCGUGAAGCUUUAUCGCAUGCCCUAUUGUGAGUUUUCUGCAGAGUGGGUAGAGGCUGAUGACAUAUCGGAAAUGCUGUAUAGUUAUUUUGCAAGUAUCAACUUUGUGGAGUCAGAUGAUAGCAAUUCAGAAAUUUCAAACGAGCAAGCAAAUCAACUCAGCUUAGAGGUAGUUGAGAUCAAAUCUGGCAAUAUGAAAGCAAAUAAUCUGAACCAAAUUGUUUGUGUGCCUAAUUCUAGAGCAAAACCUCUGAAGAAAAAAGAAGAAAGACCCUGUCUACCACAAAUAACUGCAAAUCAGUAUUCCUUUCGCAGCACAAUUCUAUCAUCACUUGUUGUUGCUUGGUCGCCAGUUGUGCAGUUGGCGUCUGAAAUGGAGCCAGUUUCUGCAAAAUACUCAUCCAACCGCUGUUCUAUACUUGCUGUGGGAGGGAAGUCUGGAAAGGUUUCAUUUUGGAGAUUCCUUGAACCGUCGUGCUUCUCUGUUAUGAGCAACAGAGAUUCAACUUCUGCAUCACUGGUUGGAGUUCUUCAGGUACAUAGUGCUUGGAUCACUGCCAUUUGUUGGGCCUCGUAUUCUUCUGGUGCCUCAGAUCCCCAACUCUUAUUGGCUACUGGGAGUUCUGAUGGGAGUGUGAAGAUCUGGAUUGGGUAUGGUGGGGCAUUGUUGAAGUCUUCAGAUGUUAAUAAUGCUCCAUUUUCCCUGUUAAAGGAGGUUAUGACUGUUGAUUUUGUCCCAGUCUCUGUAGUUUCACUUAUUGUGCCCAUCCAGUCUGCAAACAAAAUGCAUUUAGCUGUUGGCAAAGGAUCUGGGUCUUUUGAUGUGUGGAUUUGUGACAUAUCUUCAACUACCGGCAAAUUUGAUAAACUUGGCUCAUAUGGUGCACAUGACCAUAUUAUUACAGGGUUAGCGUGGGCAUUUGAUGGAUGUUGUCUGUACAGCUGUAGCCAGGACAAUUCUGUUUAUAACUGGACCUUAUGUGACAGCCGCCUCUGUGAAGUACCCUUUCCUUCAAAUAUUCCUUUUGUAAAGAGUUCCGGCGAUGUUCCAAAUGUGUUUGAUUCAUGCUUUGGUUUAGCAACAUCCCCUGGAAAUCUGGUGAUUGCCGUGGCCCGUAGUUUUGAUGCUGAUCUAUUGAAUCCGAUGUACCAGGCAAGGAGUCAGAAGGCUGCUAUUGAGUUCUUCUGGAUAGGUGGGCAGCAAUGGGACGUUUUAUCUAACAGAGACCCUGAUUUUGAUGUUGAAGCAAUUUCUGGUUUCCCGGAGAAGGAAUUAGUUUAUUGGACGCACAGUAUUUUGUUAUCUUUGAAACAAUAUGAAAAUGUGGAGAAGCCUCUGGUUGUUUGGGAUAUCAUAACAGCUUUAUUGGCGUUCAAGCAGUCUGCACCGAAGUAUGUUGAGCACGUACUGGCCAAGUGGCUGAUGUCAUGUGUGGGAAUCCAGUUGGGUCUUCCUAUUGCAAAAACCUUGUCAGAGGUUUCUAGAUUACUCUCAAAUAUUGGUUCCCGCCAGUUGCACCUCCUCAACAUUGUAAAUCGGCGUGUAGUCUUGGCAGAGCUGAAGGCAGAUAAUAUUAACUGUGGUCAGACAAAUUUAGGACCGAUUGGUGCUGAAGAAGACGUUGCUUUGUGGAUGGAGCUGCUUCUUGGCUGUGAAAAUGAACUCCGAGAAAGGCUUGUGGCUUUUAGUUUUUCUGCCAUUUCGAGCUCUAUAUCCACUUCAUCCUCAAAUGGAGACUGGCAACCGGUGGGAUUGGCACAAAUGGGGCAAUGGGUUGCACAUAAUGGUGAUAAUGUACGGGAUCAUCUGAAACUCCUUGUGGCCGGUUUCAGAAAGCUUAAUAAUAGGUAUGCAGCAGAAGAGCAAUGCAGCUAUUGUUCAGCAUCUGUUCCUUUUGAAUCUACAGAGUUUGCUUUCUGCCGGGCUGCAAGUAGCAGUGGCGGAGUUGGUCAGAGCCAUAAACUGCUACGGUGUGCUGCUUCCAUGCAGGUCUGCCCUGCUACUCCUUCAUGGUUUUGCAUUUGUUGUCAGAGAUGGGUUUCCAAAUUGGCGCCCCAGGCUCUAUUUAGAAUGGCGACUUGUCCUUUUGAUUUCGAGUUCUCUACUGUAUCUUCAAGGCCUGAAGUAAUUUCAAAACCCUUGUGUCCCUUUUGUGGGAUACUGCUUCAGAGAUUACAGCCAGAAUUUCUGCUUUCAAAAUCACCAGUGUAAAUCAAUCAUAUUUUGUAGUUGAUGUAUCAUAAGUGAUAAUUAUCCUAUCAAGUGCCAAUCCACCAGUGUAAAUUAGAUAUAUCUAGGAUUAUGUUGUACAAUAGUAUGUGAUAACCGUCCUGUCAGUGCCAUUGUUGAGCUUAAUGUUGGAUAAAGCAUCGCAAAUGGCGGAACCACGGGGUAAUAACAGUUCCAUUACUUGUGUUUUAAUUUGUUUUCUAUAUUCAGCA
Messenger RNA from Rhododendron vialii, 3018 nucleotides. RefSeq lists its product as uncharacterized. Gene Ontology annotation, cellular component: transcription factor TFIIIC complex. Lineage: Eukaryota; Viridiplantae; Streptophyta; Magnoliopsida; Ericales; Ericaceae. The record is from RefSeq and is a predicted model, not a curated record. Bases 242 to 2788 code for a protein of 848 amino acids. The transcript has 15 exons. Gene Ontology annotation, molecular function: histone acetyltransferase activity; protein binding. Gene Ontology annotation, biological process: transcription initiation at RNA polymerase III promoter.